GGCAUUGUUCACAUGUAUUAAACAGUCAAGAGUCACCACAAUUUUGGGGGACAUGUGAACAUAUCUUGUGAGCCCCUUGUGCUUCCUAAUCCUUUACAUGUACAUGUAUAUAUCUCCAAACUUGCAUGCAGCCUUUCCAGAAAAUAAUCCCAAGAAAGAAAGCUUUGAUACGUCGUCGGGUGGUUCCGGAGACCUUGCAGACUUAUUCUUUUCCCCUCAAACUACCCAACAGAAUGAUCCUUUCAUGCCAGCAGCUCAGCCCGCUGCAGGGUCUGCACCGUCAAACAAUAACUUUGGGGCAUUUGAAUCAGCAUUCACACCCCAGUCUGCCCCUGUUCCCGUUGCCUCCUCCGCAGCACCCCUCAACCCCACAGUGCAAGGUUUACAAGGGCUCUCUAUUGCCAAUGCAAGUCCGCCAUCAGGUGGAGCUGCAGCGUCAGCAAGCUCAGGUGGUGACAAAUAUGCAGCAUUUGCUUUAAUGGACAGCAACGCCACACCCAGGGAAAGCACUACCGUCAACUGGAGCGGAGGCAGUAGUUCCUCGGCUGGUAUUAAUUGGGGUGGUGGAGGUGGUGGUAAUGCUGUUCCUAAGAGUUCGUCAAGUUCUGGAUUCGAUUGGGGUACAGGGAUGGCUAAGUCGUCACCGCAAGCAUUUCCGGGAACAGGUAGCGGAUCAGCCACAUCAUUAGGGACAACGUCAACAUCUGCGGCACAACUGUUUGGUUCACCAAGUUUUGGUGCACAAGGAGUGCCGCAGGGUAAUCCCUUCAUGGCUAUAUCAAGUAGUGCUACCCCAGCAACAAGUACUAUGGCAAACAACCCUUUCCUAGCAGGUGGAGCGCAAGGGGCUCCAGCCCAAGCAAAUGGACUCUUUGGUAUGCAGCCGGCUGGAGCUCCUGGAAUGCCCGCACAGAACCCUAUGAUGGUUGCAGGAGCAGGUGGAGCCUUCAACCAGCAAACGCCUACACCUGGAGCCAAUAUGCAAAUGAAUGGAAGAGUAGGGGCAGGGUUUCCUCAAGGACAGUUUCCCGCGGCUGGUGGUUUUGGUGGCAUGCCUCAAGGGGCAAUGCCUAAUCAGUUUGGGAUGGGUAUGCCAGUAUCACAGCCUCAACAGCCGCAACAGACUCCUCAAGGAGGCAUGAGUUUUGGGGGUGCUGGUAUGGCCGCAAUGGCAGGACUACAGUUUAAUAAAAUGGGCCAACCCCAGCAACCAAUGGGGCAGUUUGGUGCACCUCAACAACCUACCCCGCAAGGUCAGCAACAGAUGACCGCAUGGGGAGCAGCACCCAAUGCAGUACCACAACAGAAUCCUAUGGCUCCUAAUCCUUUUCUGUCGCUGGGAGGAGGCGGAUUCGGCGGCCAAGCUGCUAUUCCACCAAAGAGCAGUAAUGCCAGCAAUCCAUUCCUGUAAUCAUCACACCACCUAUCAACCCACCUACAUCCAUCAUCAUCAUCCAUCUAGAUUCGACCUAGUAUCCUCUAAAGGUGACCAGACAAGCCCUCUUCUGUGGUAGAAUGGCUUGGAUGCUGUCAUUGGGAAAGUCAGGACUGAACUGGAUGCUACUGGACUUGACUGGAAUUGACCGGAAUGUACUUGAAUUGAUUAAAUUCAUACACCUGUAAGGUUGCUGCGAGCAUAAAUGGAACAGUUCUGGUUGUUAGUGGUCCUUGAGGCUCUUGAUGAACUCCACCUGUGAUCACGUCUUAGGACAACUUGGUGGCCAACACCAAAUUGGCUCCAGCUUCCAGAGAUCCGAGAUGCUGUUUGAAUGGAAGGAGAAGCACUGAAAUGGAAUUGCAUUCCCAGAUGGAGGAUUUAGAAUCUCUUUUGUAAAUCUCAUCUCGCCAUAAAAAUGAUAAUGUUAUCUUUUUAUUGUGAUGUGGAUAUGUGUGUCUCUGUUCUUUGAGAGGACUGGGUAAUAUUGUACUGACCCUUAUGUAACUUAGUGCGAAAUGCAUGCAAGAAAUCAAUCCUUCAAAAUAUCAAUUCUCUACCCCUGGGUCAAGUUUGUCGAAGGUAGAUGAAUGCCUUGGCAUAGGAUAUCAGUGGCAUAUGGGAUUUGAGCCUUAAAUCUUAAAGAUGACAGACACUAGGUCAUCACUAGGCCACAACACCUCGGAGUGAUUAAAAAAUGUGAAUGGAUUACUUCAUUCCACACUCUCAUGACCCAUUGUUUCUAGUGCAGUUUUAACCCCCCCCCCCCCCUCUUCUCAUCUACUUUUUUUUUUACAACAUACUGCUAUCAUAGCAUUGCCAAAUAAAGCCAAUUUUUAAAAAAAUUGCCUGAUACAGAUCUCUAAGAAGCAGAUGCCAUCAAUAUUGGGUUAAAGUCUUCUUCAUUGAGUAACCAGCAUCAUUGUUAUCAUUUUUCUUUACAUAAUACAAAACAGACCCUAAACUUGGCUAAUUUCUUGUAGGUACAGUAACUGAACAAUGUCAAUUGUUUUGAUUUCAUUAUUUUUUUUUAAAUUCUCCAUGCAGGCAAUCUACUUUUAGUUAAUGUUUUUUUUUUUUUUAGUCUUUGAUUUUUGUUCAUAGGUGCCAAAUUGUUUGUUUAUGAAUAGUAGUCAAGGGCCUAAAAUUCCAAUUAUUAUUCAAGAUACUAUGACCUCAAUAGACACUUUUAUACCCAGCUAUUAGAUUUUCAAUGUUAACCAUGCAAACUGCGGCACCAUGUCAUAGAGUCUAAACAAGAAUAGGCGGCCUUUCAGAACACUUCCGUUUUUGCUGAACAAGAAUUUUUUUUUCUUCAAACAUUUGUUUUUGUACCAUAAAUCUUCUUAGUGCGCACAUAAAAAGUCAUAUGGGGCAUUGCUUGAAUCUUUUAAUCGUUCAAUUGCAAAUCAAGUAUUAAAUUCAAUAUAAAGCAAGAUGAGGUGUUGAAACAAAGUUGAGUUGCAAUUAAAUGCAUAUCAAUCUCAAAUUUUUGUUUAUGAAAGGAGCGUUGUGGCCCAGUGGAUUAGUCUUCUGACCUUAAAACAGAGGGUCAUGGGUUUGAAUCCCAGCCAUGGCGUAAUUUCCCUUCAGCAAGAAAUUUAUCUACAUUGUGCUGCACUCAACCCAGGUGAGGUGAAGGGUACCUGGUAGGAAGAAAUUCCUUGAAUGCUUGAGCGCCUAGGCAGCCCAGCUAAAGCCAGGGUAAUAAUGAUAGCAGGGCCCACUGGGAGAACAGUUUUCGGAACUGAAGUGGCUUCCCUGGGUAAAUGUACCGAUAUUAUUAUUUUUAUUGUUUUUUUACUUUCGCUUGAUUUCAAAUUGAACUUAUAGUUUCUCGCAGUGCCCCAAUUAUAGUCACAAAUCUAUAAUAUCAAGAUUUAUGUUAAUUUUGAUAUUAUUAGAAAUAAAUUAAUCCAAUUCGACAAAUGAACUCUGAAUGUUUUUAUACAAAAAAGACAUUCAUACUGAAAUAUUUGAAAUUGUCUUUGAUGAAAUGCAGAUUGAAAAAUGAGGUUAUGACAUCAUUUUUUCUCAAAUUUAGACAUUGACACCUUUGACUGCAAUUUCACAACUCUUAGCAUAUAAACGGCCCAUAAUCACUGGUUCAUGAACAAAGCAAAAAUAAAAAUGCUAUUUAACUUUCAACCUGUGUUUCAAAUUUCAAGCAAAUAUCACUCUUUCGCCUAUUUUAGGUUAGUUUAUGGAUUUCAAUUUGCUAAUGCAUAAAUAGACUUUGGCAAAAUACAACAAAUGUUGGUUGAAAUAUUGGUCAGAUUUGGUCAAAUUUGACCGAUAUUGGUCUGUGUUUGCUGAACUCGACCAAUGUUUGCUGACAUAUAUGUCUGUAUUAGCCGAAUUCAACCACUAUUGGUCAAAUUAUUGGGCAAACUGUUGGUGAAAAUAUUGGUCAGUAUGUGCUAAAUUCACCAAACUCAACGAAUACUUUAUUUCCUUGUUGGGUGUUUAAGGUUCACAAACCUGUCUAUGCAUACAAAAAGAAGCAGUGGUACAUUUUAGUUUUUUCCCUCUUCUAUAGGCUGAUGAUAGAAAUAGUGGGGGUGUCUUUGUAAACUUGUUACUUCACAGUAAAAAAAUUGUAUGUUACUGCAACUAAUGGUUAAAAAAGUGGUAGUGGAUCACUAUGUAAUAAACACAUUAUACCUUUAGAAGUAAAUUACUCAGAAAUGAAAAAUAAACUGGUAGUAGAUCAUUAUCUGAUAACAUAUAGAUCAUUCCUAGAGUGGAGGGCAUGGCAAUGGGAAACCUGUCUCAUUAAUACCUCAGUCACAUUUGCUCUACAGCGGCUGUACUGCGAGUCGAAAAAAGCCGUUUUAACAUUUUUUUGUAAUAGCUGCAUAUAGGUGACCUGAAUAGAAAUGAAUAAAACGGCUGUUUUCAAUUCACCGUAUGGCAGCUGUAGAGCGAAUGUGACUGAGGUAUUGACCAUUAAAACAAUGAUUUAUCAUAUUCCUCCAACAAGUCUGCUUCAGGGAAUUCCCUAUUCUACCUAAACUAUCGGAAUACCUGGAAAUGAGGGGUGAAAUCAUUCAUUUGGUUAUUUGUGAGACAGGGCCCAAAUGUAUAGGCAGCAUUGUAAAUAUGAGGAACACGUUUUUAUACAUUUAGGUCUCACAGUAAGACAACAGAUUUAAUUUAUAGUUAAACAAGUGCUCAGAAUAUAAGCCCAACCCUCUAAGGGUGGAUGUUUUUAGCCAAUAGUGAAUAUACUAGUAAUUAUGAUAUAAAAUUGUAUAGGAUUUAGUAAAUAAGAAUCAUUCCUCUAUAUAUUUGACAGACAAAAGCAAAAUUGCCUUUUCUCUUAGAGAUCGUCCAUGUGUGUUAUUUAUGAGCUCUGUUUUUAUGUUGGGUGGUGUUUUUGGUGUUUUCAUGGUUGUGGGGACCCUGUUUCCUCUUCCUUAAUUUUCACUGAAAGUGAAGAUUUGGUCACAACGAUUUAUCAAACUAGUUAGUCCUGGCAAGUACAUGUUAUACAAGGGAAUGUUUUAAUAUACUGAAGUCCUACCAAGUGAUUCGCUGAGAGCCUGUUACAGAGAAUUAUAGCAUUUGCAAUUUAUGAAACCGGGCCUUGGGUCCUGUUUCACAGAACUUGUCAUUGAUAAUUGACAGCCAUUAACGUUAUAAACCACUGAAAUUGUGGUUUUUAGUGGCUGAGAAUUAUCCAACAACUGAUGCUCUUAUAUUGAUAACUUGUUCUGAGAAACAAGACCCAGGCUUAGGAUACCUAGGUAAUUUAGAUAUGUUCCAACAUCUAUUCUUUUUAUACAAAGUUAUAUAGAUCUCUUGCCUAGAAAGGAAAUCCUAAAUAAUCAAAUACCCCUUUAUGGAUGAAGUCAUUAGUUAUGCAUCAUCAUGAUCAUUAACCCCAUUUCCAUUGCCAGUAUAAUAUCAUUAACAUAUUUGCCUAAUUCUUUGUUUACAUCCAUGUGAAAUUAUAUUUCCAAAUGUCUUUAACCCGUCAUGAGUAUUUAUAUGUAUUAUGUUUAUAUUUCAUUUUUAGUAUAUAUUUUUUGAAAUGUUAUCUCCUUUCUAAAUACCCCAGUACUUCGUAUGGGCUGCACUGGGCUCCAACAGGCAGCGCAUAUAUUUACUCUUUUUGUUUACGGAGCUAUGUUUAACGUUGAUAAAUAUACUGUAAAGGAAUUCAUAUAUAUUUUGUUUAUUUAAAUUUUGUCAUAUGCUGUACAUGUAUAAAUUAAUUAAUUAAUCGACAGAUGUGUAUUAAUUUUACUUGUGAUGGAUCACAAUGAAUAUGUGAUUAUCGUAACUUUAUCUUAUCCAAAUUCAUGUAAAAUGGUAUCUAGAACUUUUUUUGGAAACAGAAAGUUCUGUGCACUCGGAGGCUAGCUGUGUAAACUGAGCGAUAUGAAAUAAAUUGUUUCUUGUUCUUUACAAA
Lytechinus pictus (painted urchin) is the source of this 5852-nucleotide messenger RNA. Its product is annotated as pro-resilin-like. Gene Ontology annotation, cellular component: cytoplasm; membrane. The record is from RefSeq and is a predicted model, not a curated record. Bases 98 to 1411 code for a protein of 437 amino acids. NCBI's taxonomy places the organism in Eukaryota, Metazoa, Echinodermata, Echinoidea, Temnopleuroida, Toxopneustidae. The transcript has 4 exons.